AUGGAAGGAUGCGCACGGGCUCGCGGUUCGACUUCACGCACGCCAUGGUCCGGGCAGGGGCUUCAACAGCUUUUGAGCACUGGCCACUUCCACUCACCCCCUUGCAACCGGGAAUCCUCGAACCGAAGCCUGUACCGCAGAUCGUUGGACCCUGAGUUUAAAUGCUGCCCAACUACCUACUACAUAUCCUAUUCCCCAUGUUCCGAAUUCCGAUACUCAGGGGAUGCGAAUAGGAAGCGUCACACCAUGGGCUACAAUUAUAAUUACAACUACAACUAUUCCAACUCGUUCAUCGAGCAUCUUCUGGGGCUAUCGGAAUACGAUUCUGCACCUUCGGAUGUGGAAUGGGCUUCAUUGGACUACACGCACAGUGUCUCAGUUGGCGCUGUUAAUAAUAACACCGCAGUUCCAAAUGUUCCAAACACCGGCCACUCGCUAAACGCCAAAGUUCCGAUCCCGCGUAAUUCUACACCAGGCAAUACCAAGGUCCGCGGUCGAGUCAGUCGAGCGUGUGAAGCCUGUCGCGAGCAGAAAGCAAAAUGCAGCGGACAACAACCUUCUUGUUUUCGAUGUCAACAAACGGGCGUGAAGUGCUUUUAUGGAGACCGAAAGAAGGAGAAGAUAAUAAAGCAAUUAACGGACCUCACUGUGCGAGCCCAAACGUACGAGAAUUUACUACGUACGCUUUACCCGCACCUGGAUAAAUCAUCUGCAGAACUCAUUGAGCAGGCCUUGACUUCCACACCUGUCAAAACUCCAAAGGCACCGCAGAUGCCAUACGGCUCGAUAUUUUCCCUCGGCGCUUCAGAUUAUACGGAAGAAGAUCUGAAUCAUGAUUCUAGGCUGCAGUCCAUCGGGUUUAUCGGCGAGCCUUCGGAAAUGGCAUGCCUACACCGACUCAAGCGCCAACUUGAUCAAGAUCCUCAAGCUUCGACCUUCAGUUCUGAUCAAUCGAUCUCUCACACGAACUACUUCUUGGACGAUACCCCUUUCCCUCAUGGCGAGGAUGCAGACCUAGAAACGUGGCCCUCUCAGCUAGCAGCGGAUCUCCUUGUAUGUCACUACUUCGAGGUUAUACACCCCACCUUCCCGGUGAUUGGAAAGCUGGCUUUUACCAGUCAGUACCGGAAGUUCUAUUCAAAUGCAGAUGUGCGACCGGGCAACCGAUGGCGCGCACUUUUGAACAUGGUUUUCGCCAUCGCAGCGAGACAUUUACUUCUCCGUGAUGUCCAACCUUCAAUCGAAUUCGAUGAUCACGAGGUCUUUUUUUCACGAGCUUGGAAACUCAAUACGGAUAAAGCAAUGCCACUGAAUCACUCGGACCUGCAACAAGUACAGAUUGAUGGCCUGAUGGCCUAUCACAUGUUCUCUGUUGGUCAUAUCAAUCGAUCAUGGCGAAUCAUCGGCAUUGGCAUCAGAUCUGCUAUAGCAAUGGGAAUCAACCUCCGCAGCAACGCCGACAGCAUUACCCCAUUAUCAAAAGAAACCAGAUACCGACUCUGGUGGGCUCUCAUAAUUCUCGAGAUGGUACUGUUCCCAUACCCGGAGGAGGACUUCGGGAACGAACUGGGCAUGCACCGUAUCGCGGAUCACACCAGUCGAAGCCCCGCCAUCUCCUGCGUUUUGCCCAACAGUUCAAGCACAUCCUUGGACAACAUAAUGACAGGCAGCCCGCACCCAGUGAAACAAGAAACCAAAGCCGGGGUGAAAUUCGAACCCGAAGAAUUCGCCGAGGCCCCCAUCCUCAACAACUCGCUAUUCCUACUAUACACCGUCGAAUUGUCGCUCCUAAUGCGAGACGCCGUGACAACGCUCUACGCUCCAGCAGCCGUGCAAAAGUCCUGGCACGGCAUCGAGAUCGCCCUGUGCACACUCAACGGCGACGCAGAUAAAUGGCUCUCCCGCCUACCGCCCGAACUGUCAUUUGCCGAUCUCCGUCCAGGCCAACCAUUUCUCCGCCAACGAACAUGCCUCGCGUUCCAGUUCUAUUCCACCAAGCUUGUCAUCUCGCAGCCAUGCCUCCGCCCGCUAGCCGAUGAGCUAUUUGAGGUUAACUCCGUUGUCACUUUGUGUACGAAUAUGGCCACAAUGUGUGUGCAGAUGGCGAGCCUCAUCCUUGAUAUCCUCCCCGAUACGCCUGAUAUGGCGCACUUGGACAUUCUUCCGCCGUGGUGGGUUGUUUUCCAUUAUUUGAUGCAGUCGACGGUUGUGCUGCUGGUUGAAUUGUUCACGAGGGCGGAAGCGGGUACGCCUGAGGCUGUGGGUAUUUUGACGAAUGUGAGGAAGGCAAUGGGUUGGUUGGAGAUGAUGUCUAGUCGGGAUCUUUCUUCGAUGAGAGCUUGGGUUGUUUGUAUGGAUUUGUUGUCGAGGCAUGGUGAGAGGCUGGAGUUGAAGGUUGGGGAUGAGGAUGAAGAGGAUUAG
Penicillium verhagenii is the source of this 2421-nucleotide messenger RNA. RefSeq lists its product as uncharacterized. NCBI's taxonomy places the organism in Eukaryota, Fungi, Ascomycota, Eurotiomycetes, Eurotiales, Aspergillaceae. The coding region runs from base 1 to 2421 and encodes 806 amino acids. Gene Ontology annotation, molecular function: zinc ion binding; DNA binding; DNA-binding transcription factor activity, RNA polymerase II-specific. The transcript has 5 exons. The record is from RefSeq and is a predicted model, not a curated record. Gene Ontology annotation, biological process: DNA-templated transcription; regulation of DNA-templated transcription.